Messenger RNA from Frankliniella occidentalis (western flower thrips), 1087 nucleotides. RefSeq names its product general transcription factor II-I repeat domain-containing protein 2-like. The record is from RefSeq and is a predicted model, not a curated record. The transcript has 2 exons. NCBI's taxonomy places the organism in Eukaryota, Metazoa, Arthropoda, Insecta, Thysanoptera, Thripidae. The coding region runs from base 353 to 1087 and encodes 244 amino acids.
CACUGAUGGGGCUCCAUCGAUGUGUGGAGACAAAAAAGAUGGACGUAUUGCCAGGAUUCGGCAAGUGAAAAAGUCUUUAAAUUUGCCACACGACUUUGUGGCCAUUCACUGCUUGAUUCACCAGGAAAAUCUAGCCGCCAGAGUCGUGGAUUUUCCACAUGUCAUGGAUGUGGUUGUGAAGACAGUCAAUUUCAUUCGGACUAAUGCUCUCCAACACCGAAAAUUUCAGACUCUGCUGAAGGAUAUUGGGAGUGAUUUCAUCACUGUCCCAUAUUACACCAAGGUGCGCUGGCUUAGCAGGGGAAAGGUUCUACUUAGAUUUUUUCUUCUUCGCGAAGAGAUUUAAACUUUCAUGAAGCAAGCAAAGAAUCUCGUUCGAGAACUUGACGACCCAAAGUGGAUCGAAGAUCUGGCUUAUUUCGUGGACAUUUGUGGACACCUAAAUAGUCUCAAUACCAAAACGCAGGGAAAGGACAACCUCAUUAGCGAUUUGAAGCGCCAUCUGGAUGUCUUCAAAGAAUCUGUUUUGCUAUGGAAAGACCAGGUUUCCAAAGGCGACAUGUUCUUUUUUGAGUGUGUCAAAUCCCUACAGCAACCGGCCAGUGCUCGUCUGCGAAAAAUAAUGGUCAUGUCAUUGGGAAAGUUGCAUGAGGAAUUUUCAUCUAGUUUUUCAGAGCUGGAUACAUUAGAAAACGAGCUGCACCUGUUCUGCUCCCCCUUCCUGUUCCCUGUAUCUGAAGCACCCCAUGAAUUACAAGUUGAACUGUUGGAGCUUCAAAAGGAUGCUCUUCUAAAAGAUCGAUUCAAUUCCAUGCCCAUGAUAGACUUUGUUAAAUUGAUCACGAAAGAGCGCUUCCCUAAUCUGAGGCCAAAUUUUGCAAAUGGUUUGGCGAAAUUCGGGUCGACGUACAGGUGUGAACAAAUAUUUUCAUUAAUGAAAUUAUGCAAAAAAGUUUACCGUUCGACAAUGUCUCAUGAUCAUCUGUGCCAACAAUUGCGCGUUAUGGCUAGCUCGAGAAUAAAGCCCGACAUGUCUGAGCUCAUGCUCCUCAAAAAGGCACAGGUGUCAAGUGCUACUACAAUCUGA